AUGAUUUUUUCCAUCAAUGAAAUCAACCGUCGCGAUGAUCUCCUCGCCAACGUGACUCUGGGCUACGAUAUCCGCGAUGACUGCAGAUCAGAGGAAGUGGCCAUGUGGACAACCCUCUCGUUCAUUCAAAACAUCAGCAAGUCCUUUCCGGAGUAUCUUGAUUGUACGCCACAGAACGCGGGCCCCGUCAGUGGGAUCGUCGGCACAGGUUUCAGCCGGACCAGCAUCUUCGUUGCCAAGACGGCGUCGAUGUUCCAAGUGCCGGUUGUGUCGUACGCUGCGUCUAGCGACGAGCUCAGUGACAAAAGUUCCUACCCGUAUUUUCUUCGCACUUACCCCCCGGACACCCUACAGGUCAAAGUUAUUCUAGAUGUGGUGCUCCACUUCGAGUGGGAGUACAUCGCUCUUCUGUACUCUCUGGAAAGUGACGGAAUUCGAGGUGCAUUCGCCCUGCAGGAGCAGGCCGAAGAAAUGGGGAUCUGCGUGGCCUUCUUGUCUCCCAUGCGUGAAUUCCCAAGUGACGAUGAGCUGCAGAACACCAUUGAGAAGCUGCAGACCCACAGCAAAGUGGACGUGGUGGUUUUAUUUGGCGCCAAGAACGAGGCCCAAGCCGUGCUGAGGGCUGCGAAAGAGUCUGGUCUGAGACGCAUCGUGUGGCUUGGUACCACCCACUGGGGUUACCGACUUUCUGCAGAUCAUUUGGAAGACGUAGCUACGGGUGCCUUGUUCGUCAGAGACUACAGACCCACGGUGAAGGCUUUUGGUGAGUACUAUGCUUCUCUAGAUCCAUUUUCGCCUGACACGAGUCCGUGGUUUAAGGAACUUGCGCAUGAGUGGCUAUCAGCUCGGCAUUGUUCCAACUUAUCUGUAUGCCCGCUCGAUCGUGGUAACACCGAAGGAUUGGUCAUGAAUUCAGUAUACGCUUUUGCUCACGCCAUGGACACCCUUCUAAGACAGAACUGCACCGACGAACUUUGCCGGUCUAAAAAUCGCCAGCAGAUGGACGGGACAUCGCUUUUACACACUUUAAAGAACGUCCAAUUCGAAGGUCCGUAUGGUCAAGUCUCAUUUGAUUCUAAUGGCGACGGGAGAGGCAAAUACGUUGUGUCCAACUGGCAACGUCACAACGGAAAGUACACCAUGGUGGAUGUCGGGUUGUGGGAUGCGGUCAACGCGCCUCGGCUGUGGAUCCAAGACGGUAUAAUCCAGUGGCCCAACAAUAACUCAAGUAGGCCACGGUCUACCUGCCGAGUAGACUGCCCUCCGGGUUAUGCCAUCUCCACUCUACGACAACGCUGUUGUUCUGACUGCAUCAGUUGCCCAGACAACAGUAUCGUCGUGAACGGCACUGUGUGCUCUCCCUGUGAGAGAGCCCACUGGCCAGACAAGGAGUUUAUGACCUGUGUCUCCAUCGUCCCCACCAGCAUCCAACUGAAAAACCCGGUGUUGGCCAGCGUGCUGAGCCUUGUGAUCUUUGGCAUGGUGUGCUGCCUGCUGACCGGCCUGUGUUUGGUAGCUAAACACAAACACCCGCUGAUUAAGGCCACAAGCCGCGAAUUGACGUCCAUCCACCUAGCGGGGCUCAUGCUGUCCUAUGGCGCUGCCAUCAUGCUUCUCACGGCUACACCGAGUGUCGAGGGCUGUAUUGCGUCGGAAUCCCUCAUCAGCAUCAGCUUCACCAUGUCCUACGCGCCCACCCUCCUGAAAGUGAUCAGGAUCCAACGUAUAUUCAAGAUGGGUAGGGUGACAAACAAGCCACCGAGGUUAACAUCGCCCAAGUCUCAAGUCGCAAUAGUUAUAACCAUCAUUGUGGCCCAGCUUAUCAUGUCGAUCGUGUCUGCUACGGUAAGCCCUUCUGCCCCCUCAACUCUCUACACGCUCGACAUGGGCAACUACAGCGAGAUCUUCUGCGCCUUCGGAUAUGGCUUCAUCGCGCCCUGCCUCCUCAACCUGACCAUCAUCGUCGGCUGCUGCCUCUUUGCGUUCCUCUCGCGCAAGGUGCCAGACAACUACAACGAGUCCCGCUUCAUCGGCGUCAGCGUGUACACCACGCUGGUGCUGUGCGUUGCAGCGGUUCCUGUCUACACCUCCACCAACGAGGUGCUUCCAAAAGUGGCCAGCAUGAGCCUCGCUCUGACGCUCAACGCUUACCUCUCCCUGGUAUGUCUUUACAUCUCUAAGCUGUACGUCAUCGUCUUCGGCAACAGGGUCGAGCCCAGGGCCAUCCCGGCGUCUACUACGCUGCAGGAAAUGACCAUGUCCUCAUCGGCGAUACCCAAUGUCCGUUGCAUGGUUACGUCUGCUUGGGGAAGUGAGAUCCGCCAGGUUAAGGCCAUGGGACCGGCGCAAAGCGUGGGCUCUCCCGGUCCAAGCAAGUCCGAGUACUAG
Messenger RNA from Acanthaster planci (crown-of-thorns starfish), 2388 nucleotides. Its product is annotated as metabotropic glutamate receptor 4-like. Gene Ontology annotation, molecular function: G protein-coupled receptor activity. Gene Ontology annotation, biological process: G protein-coupled receptor signaling pathway. The record is from RefSeq and is a predicted model, not a curated record. NCBI's taxonomy places the organism in Eukaryota, Metazoa, Echinodermata, Asteroidea, Valvatida, Acanthasteridae. Gene Ontology annotation, cellular component: membrane.